AUGUUGUUGUUAUUCUUUGCAUUUGCAUAUUCAUUCCAAAGAGGAUAUGGGCCUUGUGGUAGGUCCAAUAGGCAUCUUCGGAACUCCGAUUAUGACGGGGUAAUGAUGCUGAAUGUGCUGCACCGGAAUCAACCCUUAACCGUGUUUGACACCAUCCAUCCAGAAAGAAUAAGCCUACCAGCCCUACUCUCUGAGUUUUCUAAGGAGAUGAUGGAAAACCAGGUUUUUGACUUGAAGUACGAGAGCUUUUCAAAGAAGGUGUGGCUGGAGCUCAAGAAGGAGCGCUGCAUAGAAAUAGCAGACGUUCACUCCUCCCUGAAAGGCGUGAGGAUGAAGAUCUCACCGUCCUCCAUCUACUUGAAAAGGCUUCCAAACAGUGUGAAAUUCCAGCUUAUAUCGGAAGGAAAGUGUCUUACAGUUGGAAACGAAAUCAACUAUGAGGGAGUAAGCGGAUGGGCACUUUCCUUUACAGACUGCAAUCCUGGAGACAAUUCCCAAACCUUCGUGAUGAUUCCUUCACUCAAGGCCGUGCUGAAGCUUAAUGAAAAGGCUAGAACCCGUAAAAUGAUUCACAAGAUGUACGAUAUAUUCAGAAAGAUAGAGAAAAUUAUAGGCGUGGUCGAUAUAACCCGGCUUAGAAGGGCUCCUUAUUAA
Encephalitozoon intestinalis ATCC 50506 is the source of this 654-nucleotide messenger RNA. RefSeq lists its product as uncharacterized. Bases 1 to 654 code for a protein of 217 amino acids. Lineage: Eukaryota; Fungi; Microsporidia; Unikaryonidae. The record is from RefSeq and is a predicted model, not a curated record. The transcript has a single exon.